AUGGAUUAUAUUAAUGAUAUGUAUUCAUUUAAUAAAUCAAAGGUCUAUGACUUUGAUAUCUAUUCAUACUUUAACGAUUACAAUGAAAUUUCACAACAACAAUACAAUGCAAAUCGUUUGAAAAAUAAGCUAAACGGUGAACAAAAACCAACACCUACAACCAUCAUUAAUAAUAGUAAUAAUAUAAAUAAUAUAAACAAUAUUACAAGUGUUAUUAAUAAAAUAUCAAUAAAUAAUCAUAAAGAAGAGAAAGAAGAUGAACAAGAAUAUGAUGAUGAUGAAGUUGAAGUUGGAGAUGAGGAUGAAGUGGAAGAUUAUGAAACAUCAGAAGAAUCAGACGAUGAUGAUGAUGAUUAUGAAUUGAUAAAUGAUUCAUCCGAUGAUUCAAAUAAAGAUUUAGAUGAGAAUAAUCAAAUAAUAUUAAAGAAUAAAAAACAAAUAAAGAAGAAUAAAAAGUCUUUAUUUAAGAAACCUAUAGAUUUUGGUUGUUAUACAAAUACAAAUAUAAAUACAAAUAUUAAUGGAAAGAGUAAUAGUAAUAAUGUAAAUAGUAAUAAUAAUAAUAAUAUAUCAUAUGUAAAUAAUAAUAGCAAUAAUAUAUCUUAUGUAAAUAACAAUAGUAAUAAUAAUAAUAAUCAUUUUAAUAACGAAAAGAAUAAAGAUAAUUAUAUAUCAUCAUAUGCAUUAAGUGAUACCGAUGUAUCGAUCGAUGGCUCUGAUUUAAUAGAUAAUUAUGUGCAGGAGGAUUCGAAUGCUACCAACAGGAAUCUACAUAGUGCAUCACCUUUUAAACCUAUACCUGUUGGUAGUAACAACUCAAUUCACAGCGGUAAUGGUGCUUCCAGUGCUGGUUCCAUUCACAUUCAAUCACAACUACAUAGAUAUACUUCUGUUGUAACUAAACAAAUGAAUUGGAAUGAUGAAUUUCAAACACUGUUGGCAAUGGAAGAUACCGAAUUAAAAUUUAGAAAACUAUCACACUUGGCAAGAGAUUUUGUAUAUGCUGCAAAAAUAUAUGCUACAAUUAUUAUAAAUGAAUUAUGUUUACCUUUUGAACAAAAGAGUUUGAGACCUGUGGAUAUGGGUGGUUUUGCAGGUGGUUUAAAGUAUUAUUGUCAGGGAAUUCUAUUCAAAUUUGCUAUGGAUUCAAUGUUGAAUGAAGAUUGUUGGAUGUACGGUGGACCUGUUCCAAGAGAUGACUAUGCUUCUAAAUCUGCAUCGAACGAACUUAAAGGAUUGAUUUCAUAUUAUAUGGCUCAAGUUAAUGGUCUUCAUUAUCCAUUGAUUGCUUUAAUUGAUUAUAAAGGAUUUAGAUUAAUUGCAUUGUCAUUGUUACCAAUCAAUUCCGAUACGAUAAGAUAUGGAUCGAGCGAUAGUGGUUCGAUUGUUCAUGAUUCCAUAGUGGAUUUGAGUCAGAAGAUGGCGGAAGCCGGAAAGAGAAUCAAUUUGAAACCUCAUUUGGUGGGCAGUGUCGAAGAACAUUCCAAGGUGUUGCCUAGUCCAGGCGACUUGGAAGCGCAUCUCGGUAAUGACAACCGUUACUACGUUAUCGACUUUAGUAGGACAUUCCCACCGGAAGCAUUGGUGAAACGUGACGAUGUCAACAAACGUAGUAUCUUUUACAAUUUGUUACGACCAGAGUUUGUUGCCAAGUGGGAGCGUCCACUUUGUAGCGAUGCUUUCACUGGCUGGCAACGACUGGACGCCGAGAAACAAGAGCACAAUGCCGAGGUGGAAGAUGCAACUCAACAUCUACUCACUGUAAUCAUUCCGCAGUUGUCGCUAAAGUUGGAUCGUGAAUACAAAGGAACGUCAUUGUUUAGUGCAAAUCCAGUGGUGCCUGGCGAGGAACCAUCGAAUUUCGAUGAAAUCAAAACACAGUUUGCAACAAAGUUCCUCCCAAUCAUCCAGAAACGUUUCGAAGGAAUUACCAAUAUCCAAACACACGCACAGCAACAAGUCACCGCGGAGAUUAAUAAUACCAAUCUUAUGGAGAGUAUAGAAUCAACCAGUUCAAUGGCGAUCCCAGAGUUGCCAGUCAAGAAACUUACUCGUUCACUCAACACUGUCAAGAAUGAAACACCUCGAUAUCUGCUUAUGAUCAUAGAGGAGAUGCACAGACUCGGUAUCAACCUUCGACACAUGGGAAGACUGCGAUCGCAUUCCAUCUCGAAUCGACUGCGUGAUCUGUUGCUACUCGAGAUGGCAGCACGUUCCAUUAAGUGUAUUAUCAAAGAGGAUAUGAGACUAAAGAUGAAAGAGGUUCAUGGAUUGUCAGAAGAACCAUUCAAAGAGGUUGUUAUCACUAUAUUCAAUAAGGUGCUCGACUUUAAAUCCGAUAUAUGGACGAGAAUCAGACAAACUAUAUCAAGUAAAUUCUAUAUGGCAUUCUCCUAUCGUAAUCCAGACAGUCCGGAUCAACAGAUUGAGGAAUCACAAGAGGAAACAUGGAUGGAGAGAAUCAACCCAAAGAAUCUGUUUGAACGACUGCAGCUUCUCACUGGAAUCACUCUGUCUCCUAUUGCUCAGUAUGAGUUCUCACGCGAUCCGCAUAUGUUCCAGUUUGUCGAUUCCGAUAUCAUUGAAAUCUACUCGAAUGUAAAGCAUAUGAAUAUCGUGGAUUAUGCAGAGGGAAUGGCACUAUCGAUGGCAGCACAAAACAAAAAGGGACGUGAACGUCUGAGGUUACUAAAGAUGGCGACUUCCAAGUUCCAAUCGUCACUGAAAUCCAACCCGGAAAACUUUGAUUGUAUUUGUCAGCUUGGCAGAACAUUGGUAGUCCAGGCCGACUCUAUCACUUCGGUCACCGGUGGUUUUGGUAAGAAUCAAUAUAUCAAGACACUGGAGGAAGCUGCUCUAAAGUUCAAGGAUGCCAUACAGAUAUCUCCGACUUACUCACCUGCAUACUAUGAACUGGCACAUGUCUACAUCCUCAUAGCGCAACACUUCCACUCCGUUCCAUUCAAGUGUCAGCGAUACUACAAGAUGGCAGCGGAUGAAUUUGAAAUGGCACUAAAGUAUGAACAUCCCGAGAAGCAGUCGGAUCUCUUUGCCUCGGUGUUGGACAGUGCUCGUAAUCUCUUUGAUCGUGGUCUCGAAGGUUGGUCUACCUACAUCAUUGGAGUGACGCUGAUAUGUCUCGGACUGGAACGAUUCAAUCCCAAAGAUGCAUCGGUCAAACUACUACUUGGAAAGUCAUACAUCUACCGGCCAUUCUACGAUUUCGAAGAAGAGAAAGAAAGAAACAAUUUCUACAUUGAAGCGGCAACUAAAUUCCAACAGGCACUACUACUUUCAAACUCUGUCAAAUCUGAAAUCCUAGAGAUUGGAAGAGACAUUUGGUUGAGAUCAAAAGUUGGAAAUAGAAAACUCUACUAUCCUGCUACCUAUAUAUUCAGGCUACUAGUAAGAGGAAAAUAUUUCCAAGAUAACAAAGCAUAUUCAAUGUAUUUAGAUUCAUUAUUUGAAAUUAUAAGAAUUGAUACAAGUUUAGAAAAUCCUUUUAUUAUCGAAUUAAAGGAAUUGUUGGAAUUGUUGAUUAGUAUUGACAAUCAAUAUUGUAAAGAUAAGAUUGAUUCUGCAAUAACUAAUCAACAACAAGAGUUGUGUGAUUUCUUAAAGGUGGCAUCUAUAUCUACGGUUGUGAUGAAUAGACUUAGGGAAAAGUCGGUUGGUUUGAAAAAGGUAAAUUUGAUGAUGACUUCCAUUGGAAAUCAAACAUUGUCAUCGAUUGCCGGUGUAUUUCAAAGCAUGGAGGAUCUGAAUCUUUCCAACUGUCCGUUGUUGACUGACGAUGGUAUAUCAGAGUUUCUCACCAAUCAUGGUAAACCACUGACGACACUCAACCUCUCAAUGACACUGAUCAGCUCGAAAUCAAUCACCAUUAUUUCAAACUUUUGUCAACUCAUUCAUAGUCUUGAUAUCCAGAACUGUCCGAUGGUAACCACCGAGAAUCUACGUCAACUCGCUCAAAUUCCAAAGUUGAAGAAGAUCGAUAUCUCCAAGUGUAAGGUGACCAAUGAGGUGGUGGCACUUUUGUUUGCACACAAUAUCCAGGAGCUAUCGAUUCGCAAUGAAAAUAGAAUCAGCGAUGAAGCACUGGUGACGUUUAGUUGCUCACAACUCCGUGUCUUGGAUCUCAGUUCUUGCUCCAAGAUUUCCGACCAGACGUUCAUACAACUACCGCAAUGCCCACAACUGGAAUCACUUAUUCUCGAAGCGUGUUACAAUAUUACUGAUGCCGCAGCUCUCAACAUCUCACAAAAGAUGCCGUCGCUCAGAAAGAUAUCACUCAAGAGCUGUAAAUUCAUAACAGACACUGGAAUUAUCAAUAUUGUCCAACGAUGUAGUAAGAUCGAAGAUAUGAAACUGUCACGUUGCCAUUCACUCUCUGAUGUGGCAGUGGAAGCGAUUUCCACUCAACUCUCUGGAGUGCUAGAGAGAAUUGACUUGUCGAUGUGUCCACAACUCUCUGUGGAAUCAUUGAUAACACUUCUUCAACUCUGUACGAAACUGACAGCUAUCAAUCUAUCGGAAAAUCCAAAGGUGAACAAUGAGAUUGUCAGUAUCAUUAGUAACCAAUUCCCAGGAGUUAUACAUCUAAGAUUGGAUUCGUGUACAAAGAUUACCGACAUCGAUGGAACCCUGGAACUUUCAACUCCGUCACUCCAAACACUCUCCAUCAAGAAAUCUCAAAUCAGUCACCAAAGUUUCCUGAAUAUAACUGCAUCGCUUCUCAACCUGACAUCACUCUCUGUCAAGUCGUGUCUGCAGCUGACAGACCUCUCAUUCUCAUCGAUAGGAUUCCUCACCCAACUUGAAUACCUGGACAUCAGUGACAACUAUCGGCUGUUGGACAACUCUAUGCAAUCGAUAUGCAAAUCUCUACACCGUCUGAAGCAUCUGGAUAUCUCCCAAUGUCUCAGAUUAUCGACCAAGGCAUUCUUUAUGAUUGGUAAACAUCUGACAAAGCUGGAAGAACUCUUGAUGGUUGGCUGUGCAAGUUUGAACGACACUGCAGUACUUUACUUUGCAGAGAAUCUCUUCAUGUUGCGACAUAUCGAUAUUAGCGCAUGUACUCUCAUCACUGACAAGUCAAUCUAUGCACUUGCCCACAACCAACUGUACCUCGAGAAACUGUUCCUUCGUGACUGCAUGAAUAUCACUCAAUCCGCCAUAGACUUUGUUCGUGACAAGUGCAAUUUGUUCCGUCUGACACGUCUGUCGCUACACUCUCUACCGUUGAUGGGUGAACUCAAGAUGUAUCCAAACGAACUGAUUCUCAAACCAAUUAAAUACUCAGAGUCAUCGGGUAAUGAAUGGCGACAGAAAUCACAGAAACAAAACGAGAAAGCCAUCGAAAAUAAGAUUAAACAACAGCUACGUGCACAGAAAGCCUUGGAGAUGGAACAACAACAUCUGCAACAAGAACAACAGCAAAAGGAACAACAGGAACUAGAGAAGAAGAAGCGCCUAUUAGAAUUACAGAAACAAAGAGAAGCAAUGAAACCAAAGUACGAACCAUUCACAAGCGUUCGUGAGUACAAAACACUUGUGAAAGGUGACCGCAAAGGUUUAGAUCCACAGAACCUAGAGAAAUACUUGUCACCACAGGAAUUCGAAGCGGUAUUUGGAAUGAAUCAAGAACAAUAUGAAAAAUUAUCAAAAUGGAAAAAAGAUGAUAAGAAGAAAUUAUUACAUUUAUUUUAA
Messenger RNA from Heterostelium album PN500, 5709 nucleotides. Its product is annotated as leucine-rich repeat-containing protein. Bases 1 to 5709 code for a protein of 1902 amino acids. The transcript is spliced from 6 exons. Gene Ontology annotation, cellular component: cytoplasm. The record is from RefSeq and is a predicted model, not a curated record. NCBI's taxonomy places the organism in Eukaryota, Evosea, Eumycetozoa, Acytosteliales, Acytosteliaceae. Gene Ontology annotation, molecular function: mRNA binding; actin binding. Gene Ontology annotation, biological process: intracellular distribution of mitochondria; cytoskeleton organization.